Molecule: messenger RNA, 582 nt
Organism: Penicillium malachiteum
Lineage: Eukaryota; Fungi; Ascomycota; Eurotiomycetes; Eurotiales; Aspergillaceae
Exons: 1
Coding region: 1-582 (193 amino acids)
Source: RefSeq, a predicted model, not a curated record
AUGUCGCAACAAGAAACCCUGGCCCAAAGCUCGAAAGCGAUGUACUCCGAAUCCGCUCAACCCCAUGGAGACGACGAAGCUCGUCACGACUCCGACGACGAGCCCAUGGUCUACAUGAUUCCAAGGGACUACGCCACUGCAGCGCGUGAGGAGCGCCAAAGCCUCCUCGCUGAAGGUGCCGAUCCUGACUCGAUCAUCCUACAGAGCGAGUUACACAAUUAUGUCCCUCGAAAAGAAAACGACACUGUCAACGAAUAUACGAAGCGUUACGCCGAUACUAUGAUGGACAUGACUCGUCGCGGCGUUCGGAUUCUGAACGAUAUGCUUAUUGCCGACCCAGUGCCCACCACAUUCGGAACCGCGUCUGGCAAAUUUUUCGAUUUAGGCCCCAAAUCGGGUACGACAAAAGGGGAGUAUCGAGAAUUUAUGCAAUGGCUCUUUGGAGUUCAGGAAGCAGAACAUAUUGAGGUGCCGGAGAAGUGGUUGAAGUUUGAGAAGCCAGCCGACUAUUUGAAGGAAAAGAUGAACAGUGAAUUGAUAGCUGAUGCUAGAAUCAUGCAUUCCAGACUUACGAACCCUUGA